AUGAUUAUUAACACCAAUCUUGGAAGUGCGGCUAUCGUACAAACUGAGCUGGCAACUAAAGAAACAACCAAUGAAGAAGGUGAAUUAGAGUUAAGCACUCCACCUGUGAUGAAGCCUCAAUUCAAGAGAAUAUUUGUUUGUUACAAGAGAGUGAAAGAUAGGCUUUUAUCUGGUUAUAGGCUUUUCUUUGGCCUAGAUGGAUGCCAUUUGAAGAGCCCUUACAAGGGUAUAUUACUAUCUGCAGUGAGAUUGGAUGCAAACAUGCAAUUCUACCUGAUUGCCUAUGCCAUUGUUGAAGCUGAAAACAAUGACAGUUGGAAGUGUUUCAUUCAACAUUUAACAGAGCAAAUUGGAGAGCAUGCCCCUGCUAGUCAUGCUUGGUGCAUUAUGAGUGAUAGACAAAAGGAAUUUGGAACUUCUGAUCUGAAAAACAUGUUUUGGGCAACGACUGAAACAGGAAAUAUUGCACACUUUCAGCAUAUCAUGGACCAAAUUAAGGAGUUCAACAAAGAUGUGUACAAGUGGUUGUCGGACAUUGAUCCUAAACAUUGGUCAAUGUCUUGUUUCGACUCAAAUGCAAAAGUUGAGCAUUCAAAAAACAACCACGUAGAAUCAUUCAAUGAUUGGAUCGAAGAGGUUCAAUUCAAGCCUCCCAUCGAGUUCCUAGAAGGUAUUCGAAUCCAAAACACCAAUAUGAUGUACUUGAGGAAGGUGACUGCUGAAAUAUGGGAAGAAAAACUAACUCCUAAAGUACAUUUGAAGGCCCAUAAGAUUAUGAGGAAAGCACGAUAUGCUCAGAUACGGGGCAUUCCAUGUAUUCAUGCAGUUUCCUGUGUCAUACAUGCCAGAGCCAACAUCUAUGACUAUGUAUCUGACUACUUCACAACUGAAAAUUGGAGAAAGGCUUAUGAAGGAGGCAUACACCAAAUACUUGAUGAGUCUAUGUGGAUUAAGGAUGAUACAGAGUAA
Molecule: messenger RNA, 969 nt
Organism: Humulus lupulus (European hop)
Lineage: Eukaryota; Viridiplantae; Streptophyta; Magnoliopsida; Rosales; Cannabaceae
Exons: 3
Coding region: 1-969 (322 amino acids)
Source: RefSeq, a predicted model, not a curated record